UCAUUGCCAUCGUACUUCCGACACCGGACAGAGUCAACUGGAAUGACAGCGGGAAGUGACCCUCAGAUUUCAAAACAACAAACUCGACUAAAUACGUUGUCGAGAAAGGACGUCAACACCAUGGGCUCCCACAAUCAAGAAAGAGAAUAUCGAAGAUACCAUUCGCACUGUAUCACUUUACAUCGAAAGACGGACUAAGAACUCACACACCAACACUCAGUCACUUCAAUGAAACCAGCUGCAAUUCUGAUGUUUGGAUGUUUCAUCUACCUCACCUCAAACAAUUAUUUGGCAAGAGACCCUUGACAUCCCAAUCCCCCAUCCUCUUCACAGGACAAAUUUCCACACAGCAACGCCGCCUACGGAAGGCUCACGGCCGUUCCAAGAGGGACCUGAACCCAUCACACCCUGGAACCGCGCCCACACAAAACCAAGCGGCGAACGAGCUUCUCCGAAUCAUCAUCAAACGAAUAUGGGUAUUCCACACCUCAGGAAACACUUGGAACCUUAUGCGCAGCGAGGCGCAAUCCAACCAAGCAGUCUGGUCAUUGACGGGCCUGCACUUGCAUAUCACAUCUUGAACCUCUGCCGAAUAAACACCAUCAAGAGCAGCCCCUUUGAGCAAGCAACAUAUGAGCUGCUAAGUCGGACUACCCUUGAAUGGCUUGACCGGGCCAGAACGUGCGGCCUCACCAUUUCGCGGAUAUUCUUCGAUGGCUAUCUUCCCACGUCCAAGACGCAUGAGCGGACCAAGAGGCUCAUGAAAACCUCCAAGGAGUUGCAGGGCUUUCACAGAAAACACGUAAACGGACUCACGCAGGGCCGCCCCGGCUGGAAUUCCAACAGGAAAGUCGGCCUGUUCCCCGAGGCCCAACCAAGUCAAAACGGAGUGAGCCCACCGCCACCGGCCUUCUUCGUUCCGUCCAUCAUCGAUACUCUGAGACAGUCUGAGCAUUACGCCUCACAAACAAGUGUGGUGCCCGGAGAGGCCGACGUGUUCUGCGCCCAGUAUGUCCGGGAGCAUGGCGGAACAGUUCUGACGUCCGAUUCGGACCUGCUCGUACACAAUUUGGGCCCCAACGGCAGCGUUGUCUUCUUCUCGGAUAUGGAAUGCAAUGUGGCCGGCACAGAGAUUACGGGCUUGCAAUUUAAGAGUGCCGAUAUCUGUGAGCGUCUCUCUCUCCAGCCUGAGGAUGGCCUUUCGUGUCUGGCAUUCGAGCUUGUGAUAGACCCACACAUCACUUUUGAGCAAGCAGUCUCGAAAGCCAAGAGCAAGCACUCGGUCGUCGCGUAUCCCGGCGCGCACAAGGAGUUUAUCGAGCAAUAUCUCUCCCCUGAAACGGGGUCUCAGAUCCCGGUCGAAGCAUCCGUCACAUUGGACCCCCGGAUAUCAGAAAUCGUUCUUCGGUGUCGGGACGAGAAACCGGCAAUGUACCUCCCUUUUCUCUUGGACUCUCCAACUCGAACUAGUGCGUGGGAAUCGAGCAAAGACAUCAGGCAGCUGGCAUACGCUAUCCUGCAGACCGUCACUGGAUCACCAAUACCGACGGUUGCCGAAUUCAGGAGGCUUGAUCAGCCGUCAGCCGGGACACCUGUGAAGGUGCCGCCUAUUUCCGAGGUUGAGAUGGACGCAGCUGUGCUUGAGGAUGUUUUGUCAUCAAUCAUCAAAGCCGUGAAAAAGCCCAAGGCAGUUUGGAUGACACUAUCAGUCUACCAAGACGUUGUCAUGACCACCAGCCAAGGGAAGGUCCAGCCACUCAGUCUAAAGGUACUCCAGCAAGCAGUUGACGAGAAGCUCGACACCACGUCUUGGGAAUCUGUACACUUCCUUGCGCAGUGCCAAGCGACCUACUACUCGCUCAGGAUGCUGCAACAAAUCAUGCAGCACGCAGCUUCUCAGGGCAAGGGCCUAUCGCCCGCCUUGAAGGAAUUGCAAGAUUGUUUGACCAAGCUUCCUUCUCUCCCGGAUUUCCCCACCAUCUUCAACUUCCCAGAGAUGCUCCGACUGAUCAUCGACAACAAGGGACUGUCCUGCUUGACCAAGAUAUGCGCCGACCAGGAUGAUAUGGUGCCGCAGCUGGAGGCCAUCAUGCAACCCAAGAAGCAACCAAAGUCGAACAAGCGGAAGAACUCGCAAGAACCUGAGGCAAGGCCGCGCUCCAACAACCCAUUUGCGCUCUUGGAUGCAGAGUGCUAAUCAGUCCUCAAAACACUUCAACAUAGCCCAACGAUAGGUAUACCCAUGCCAAAGAAUCUUGAUGGAGACUAACCGCAACCUACCUAUCUCCCGCGCCAGCUAGACGCUGCUUGAAGUUUGCCAUUUACCGGUUGAGAGUCACUCCUAAUGUUAUUCUUUACCCAUCCCUCGAGUGACGGGUGACCUUCCAGAAGCUUUGCCCAUCCGAGAUAUG
Neurospora crassa OR74A is the source of this 2411-nucleotide messenger RNA. RefSeq lists its product as hypothetical. The transcript has 2 exons. NCBI's taxonomy places the organism in Eukaryota, Fungi, Ascomycota, Sordariomycetes, Sordariales, Sordariaceae. The record is from RefSeq and is a predicted model, not a curated record. Bases 473 to 2197 code for a protein of 574 amino acids.